GUUAGUUAUUUACUUUGUGAAGUCCCAUUACACACUACCGCGAGUUUGUAUCGUGUUUGAUAUUCUCAUCGGUCUGUAGUAAAUAAAGCUCUAAUACACGCAGAGUUGACACGUACAGUAAUGCUUUCUUCAAAGCGACAACGGCAGCCUGAUGAUGGUGAUGAGGACUACGAAAAGGAAGUGUCGGCCAAAAUACGGCGUGGACGUAUAGUAGAAGACCGGAGAAGCCGUCAUUGUCCUUAUCUUGACACCAUAAACAGGAGUGUGCUGGACUUUGACUUUGAGAAGCUCUGCUCCAUCUCCCUGUCCCACAUCAAUGUUUAUGCAUGCCUUAUAUGUGGGAAAUACUUUCAAGGCAGGGGUCUGAAGUCACAUGCUUACACACACAGUGUGCAGUUUACCCAUCAUGUGUUCCUCAAUCUGCACACGCUCAAGUUUUACUGUCUGCCAGACAACUAUGAGAUCAUCGAUUCUUCACUAGAGGACAUCACGUAUGUGCUGAAGCCAACUUUCACCAAACAACACAUCUCGGGUUUGGACAAGCAGGGCAGACUGUACCGAGCCUAUGAUGGUACAACCUAUCUGCCAGGAAUUGUAGGACUAAAUAACAUCAAGGCUAAUGACUAUGCGAAUGUGGUGUUACAGGCUUUUUCCAACGUUCCACCCCUGCGAAACUACUUUCUGGAGGAAGAAAAUUACAGAGGAAUCCGCAGGCCACCAGGGGACAUCAUGUUCCUUUUGGUGCAGAGGUUUGGGGAAUUGAUGCGCAAACUCUGGAAUCCAAGAAACUUCAAGGCCCACGUAUCUCCUCACGAGAUGCUGCAGGCUGUGGUAUUGUGCAGCAAGAAGAACUUCCAGAUUACAAAGCAGGGCGAUGCUGUGGACUUCAUGACGUGGUUCUUGAAUGCUCUACACGGUGCUCUGGGAGGCAACAAGAAAAAGUCAUCAAUCAUUACCAAAGCAUUUCAAGGUUCCAUGCGCAUCUUCUCGAAGAAACUUCCACACCCAGAUUUACCACCAGAAGAGAAAGAAGCACUGAUCCUGACAGAGGAGUACCAAGAGCAGAUGUCUGAGUCCACCUUCCUGUUCCUGACCCUUGACCUCCCAACAGCACCACUGUACAAGGAUGAGAAAGAGCAGCUCAUCAUCCCCCAGGUUCCUCUCUUCAACAUUCUGGCCAAGUUCAAUGGCAGCACAGAGAAGGAAUACAAAACGUACAAAGAGAAUUUUCUGAAAAGGUUCCAGUUGAUGAAACUGCCACCGUACCUCAUCUUUUGCAUCAAAAGAUUCACCAAGAACAACUUCUUUGUGGAAAAGAACCCCACAAUUGUCAAUUUCCCUAUCACGUAAGUGCACCUCCGUGU
This is a messenger RNA of Thalassophryne amazonica, 1364 nucleotides long. It is a transcript of the gene usp39, whose product is annotated as ubiquitin specific peptidase 39. The coding region runs from base 121 to 1350 and encodes 409 amino acids. The record is from RefSeq and is a predicted model, not a curated record. NCBI's taxonomy places the organism in Eukaryota, Metazoa, Chordata, Actinopteri, Batrachoidiformes, Batrachoididae. Gene Ontology annotation, molecular function: zinc ion binding; cysteine-type deubiquitinase activity. Gene Ontology annotation, biological process: spliceosomal complex assembly; mRNA processing; protein deubiquitination. The transcript has 11 exons.